GUUCAAGGGGAUACUGUAAACAAAGAAUACGAUGUAAGAUUAGCUGGUGGGGAUGAAAAUGAAGGACGUGUGGAGAUUUACUUGAACGGUACAUGGGGACGAAUUUGCAAAGAUGGUUGGGAUCUGAACGAUAUUAGAGUUGUGUGUAGACAACUUGGAUUCAGCGAGAACAACCUCAUCUCUAUGUAUGGUUUUAGCUGGUAUGGUCGAAGUGAACAUCCAUUCUCCCUAACAAAUGUAGACUGCAAUGGAAAUGAAGGUUCUUUGAAAGAUUGCAAACAUGCUCCAAUAUGGAAUCUCGGUCAGUGUUCAUCAGGGAGAAAGUCCUAUGUUAAGUACGCCAUAGCUGUAUGCAAGGCCCGAAUUAGGCUAACUGGAGGCCCUGUAAACUCAUCGGGAAGGCUGGAGAUAUUCUACGAAGAAGCCUGGCGACCUGUUUGUUCUAAUACCCUAUGGACCCCAAGUACUACUCAACGGAGAAUCCAAUACGACCUUGACAUCAUUUGUGAAAUGGUGGGAAUUAUCUCAGAAAAUCCAUACAAAAUAGGUGCAAAUGCAUUCGGACAUCUCCCAUCAAAUAAUACAACACUUUGGUCCUUUGAGUCCAGCCUUUAUGGGAAAAGAUCGAGAUUCGUUGGUCGUGCUGGGUGCUCUAAUGGAGAAUACGAAAGCAUAAUUUGUCGCCGAAAUCAAACAGAAAUAGCAACAGAAGUUCGCAUUAUUGGCACAAGUGGUCAUACUGGCAAAGUGGAAAUCAAGAACUAUGGAUAUUGGGGAGGAGUGAGUCGAAGAACAGCUGAAAAUCUUCACGAGGUUGUGUGCAGACAACUGGGCUUUGAUCCCAAGAAUGCUUUUAGAAUGAUCACUCCAGAAGAAUACAAAAGAAAAACUCCCGUAUUCCCAAAAAUAUUUAAUUGCACAGGCGAAGAAGAGAGAAUUGAAGAUUGCUGGCAGAGCUCUUUAAUGGUCUAUUAUAAAGGUGUUACUAGGGUUUACGAUGGAUAUGACUUACACGUCACUUGUGAUUUUCAAUUACGAUUGGUUGAAAGUGAGCCCGGCUCAAAAGUUGGUCGAGUGGAAGUUCUACACAAUGGGAGAUGGAAUUCCAUUUGCGGUAAAUUUAAUCCAAGAGGCGCAGUAGUAGUUUGUAAGAAACUGGGGUUGAAUUGGAAAUUUGCUCAACCGUUAGACAACAUACCAAACUUGCCAAAUAUCACCCACUCGCUUGCCCUGAAAUUCGUGAGCUGUAAUCCAAAUGUUGAGCAAGGUGAAUGUUUACAUUCAUUUGGAAGAUGCUUUUCUGGACAUGCCAAACUUUUGGAAGCUGGAGUCUCAUGUGGGAGUAAACUAUUUAGUGAUCCAAAGCCGGCUAAUCAGAUUCGAAUAGAGUAUCGUGGUACGUAUGUCCAGCUCCAGGUACAAGGUAGUCUUGGUGAAUGGUUCCCUGUUUGUGGCACCAACUGGACAACAGAGACUUCGCAGGUUGUUUGCAAACAAUUGGGAUUUAAAGCUCAUUAUGGCUUCACUCUUAAACCAUAUGAAAUAUAUGGGGACUACCAGAGGCAAAUCAUAACUAAUUUGAAUUGCAAUGGAAGUGAGAAAACGCUUGGGGAUUGUUAUUAUACUAAGUGGACAGCACUUUACGGCCGUGCGAGUCCUUGGCAUGAAACGCAAGCACUUGAAUGUGGCUCAAAUGGGAUUCAGAUAUCUUGUGUUGAUACAUCAACGAGACCCCGAUUAGUUGGAGGCCAGAGUAACAGCACUGGUCAACUUGAAAUAUGGUAUAAGGACAAAUGGAGGAAGGUUUGCCUUUUCAAAGGUUUAGCUAUUGAUGGAACAAGAUAUAUUAAGGGAGUAAAAGAAUUUAAUACGAGAGCAGCUGAAUCAGCGUGUUUUAGUCUGGGACACAAAUAUGGUAGAGUGGGAACAUAUGGUGCAUUUAAUAAAAAGACACAUGCAGGCAAACGUAAAAAAGGCAUUUGGAUUAGUUGUUCAGAAUAUGAUGUAGUACAGACGUGUAAAAUUAUAACAAGAUAUUGUAGUAGUUUUCUCCUUGUUUCCUGCUUCAAUGAAAAACCAAAAUUGGUUGAUUUUGUUGACUUCGAAAUGUUCGGAGAAGAAUCUCGCAACCCUAAUCAGUACUAUGACCUGGCAUAUGGCAUUCUCGAAGUUGACGGCCAUGAGGUCAAAAAAGAUAUUUAUAUUGAUCUUGACGGCCAUGAAGUCCAAGAAGCCAUUGAUAUUGAUCUCUACAUUUGUGCCAGCAAGUUUGGUAUAAAAGAAGCAAGGGUUGCUUGCCGUCAGCAUGGUUUUGAUCCAAGGAAUGCUGCGGUUGACACCUUCUCCCAUUACAGAUGCUUUCAAUUUCCUUAUACAUAUGGCGGCCGGUUUAUCGAUUUCGUAAUGAGUGAUGUCGUCUGCAAUGGUGACGAAUACAAUCUCGCUGACUGCUCGUUUAACCACGGUGACAACGUCUCGUGUCCUACUGAGAGAAGGGCAAGUGUAAUAUGUGAAAAAGUCCCUGUGCGACUUCAAAUAGACCCAAAUCAAAGAGGGCAAAAUUCAGGACAAGUUCAGAUCUUUGUUGAUACUGAGUGGAGAAAGAUAUGUUUCUCUACAUGGAAUGUUAAAGGUGCUCAAGUUGUUUGUGAACAACUCGGACUAGCACAUGGAAACGUAUCAAUAUAUAAAGGAAACGUUUCAAGAUAUGAAAAUCAUAAAGAUUCUUGGGACCAGGCUUAUUGGGAGAUGAUUGAUGAUGUACGAUGUACUGGUAAUGAGAGACACAUUGGCCAAUGCAACUUCAAUUACAAAAAUAAUGAUUUCUACAAAGAUUCAUGGUGCUUUAGUGAAUGGCAACGAAAGACCUAUUGGAAAAGAUGCAGCGAUGGUAACGUAGCUGGGGUAAUAUGUGGCUAAAGUAGAAGCAAGAAAACAAAUUUAUGAAUUAUUUUAUAUAUUUGAUCUUUUAACGUGCAAAUAAAU
Messenger RNA from Owenia fusiformis, 2985 nucleotides. The record is from the annotation of a GenBank genome assembly. Lineage: Eukaryota; Metazoa; Annelida; Polychaeta; Sabellida; Oweniidae.